UUCAGUUUACGUGACGCACGAGUAGGGGCGUGUCAUUGGCGAAAUCAGCUGUAGAAACAAUAACACACCAACGAACGCCCCUAAAUGAGAGCUUACCUAUAAAUGUCAGUAAUUUCAGGAAAAAGAGGUAUCGUUGAGAGAGCGAGGGAUAGAUGUAGCACACUUAACGGUUGAGGUUCUUCACUGCAUUCUGAAAACUUGUUUCAGGGAUCUCUUUCAGCUCUGCAGGGAAGGCGAGUGUGAAGAUGCUGCCUUUGUGUCAGCCGUGACACGCCAGCGAGUUGAACACAAAGCAGUCGAGAGUUUUCCAGAGACGUCUCAGUCAUUUAACGGUUUUAUUUGAUCUCCUGCACCCGGUUUAACGGGAGCCAGGAGGGAACCACGCGCGGACUGGCAUGUGGGUCAAUUCUGGAAGCGUCGGAAGGGCCCUCUCCAUGGAUAUAGACACAGAUUAUGAGCGACCUAAUGUGGAGACCAUAAAGUGUGUGGUGGUGGGUGAUAACGCGGUGGGCAAGACCCGACUGAUCUGUGCCCGUGCCUGCAAUGCCACCCUUACUCAGUACCAGCUGCUUGCCACCCACGUGCCAACUGUCUGGGCCAUCGACCAGUACCGUGUGUGCCAGGAGGUGCUGGAGAGGUCACGAGACGUGGUGGAUGAGGUCAGUGUGUCCCUCAGGUUGUGGGACACAUUUGGAGAUCAUCACAAAGACAGGCGCUUCGCUUAUGGCAGAUCAGAUGUGGUAGUGCUGUGCUUCUCUUUGGCCAAUCCGAACUCCCUGCGCCAUGUUCGCACCAUGUGGUUCCCUGAGAUUAAGCACUUCUGCCCCCGCACCCCGAUCAUCCUGGUGGGCUGCCAGCUGGACCUGCGCUAUGCUGAUCUGGACGCUGUUAACAGGGCUCGCCGGCCUCUGGCCAAACCCAUCAAACCCACAGACAUUCUUCCCCCAGAACGAGGUCAUGAGGUCGCUAAGGAACUUGGCAUUCCAUACUAUGAAACAAGCAUCGUCGCUCAGUUCGGUGUAAAGGAUGUGUUUGACAAUGCUAUCCGUGCUGCGCUCAUCUCUCGACGCCACCUUCAGUUCUGGAAGUCCCAUCUAAAGAAGGUUCAGCGUCCCCUCCUCCAGGCCCCCUUUCUUCCUCCCAGACCACCACGACCUGUGGUGGGCAUCCCUGAUCCUCCUCCCAUUGAUGGAGAAGGUCCGGACUCUCUUUUCUGCCAACCGUUGUGUGCAGACGUCCUGUUCCUCCUCCAAGCCGGGGCCACUCGUGUCUUUGCCCAUAAGGUGUACCUGGCCACUUCCUGCUCAAAAUUCUAUGACCUUUUCACUAUGGAUCUUGGAGUGGCAGGGAUGGAGCAGGAGGGUGAGGAGAGCUCAGAGGGGAGCGAGGAAGAGGAACAAAGCCGAAGAGGAGCCAAAGAGCAGGCUGGGCGUACCAAGAGCCUGGACAUUGAUAAGGAGGGUGAAGGAGGCACUAGGGGUUCAAAUAGGCUGCUCAUGUUGCAGCAAGGCUCACUGAGGACUUCACAGAGCGAUAACGCUCUGCCUGCCAGGGGCCAGCGCUCUAUAGGACCCCUGGGAGCAGGCCGUGCUCUUUUGGGAUGGGGGCGUGGUUUCUUGGGGGUAUACCUGGAGAUGGUAGAUGAUCCUGUGACAGGUCGGCCGAGACUCAUGACAGUAGUGUCAAUGGAUGAUCUCAUUCAGAAAGGACCUUUCCAGGCAGUGCUGCAGUACCUUUAUACGGGUCACUUGGAUGAGACACGUGGGGAUCUGAUGCAGGUGGCCACCAUCGCUGAGCUUCUGGAGGUCUUUGACCUGCGAAUGAUGGUGGCCAAUGUCCUGAACCGUGAGAGCUUCAUGAACCAAGAGAUCACCAAAGCCUUCCAUGUGCGUCGUGCCAACCGCAUUAAAGAGUGCCUUUGCAAGGGCACCUUUGCUGAUGUGGUGUUUCGAUUGGACGACGGAUAUCUGCCAGCCCACAAGCCACUGCUCAUCUCAAGCUGUGAUUGGAUGGCAGCCAUGUUUCGUGGAUCCUUCAUGGAGAGUUACAUUGAGGAGGUCUCUAUCCCCAACACCAGUUGUGCCUGCAUGAGAGCCGUUCUGGAGUUUCUGUACUGUGGUGUGUUAACACCAUGUCAUGAACUGGAGCCAAUCGACCUUAUAAUACUAGCCAACCGCCUCUGUCUUCCCCGCCUUGUAGCUCUAACAGAACAACAUGCCGUUGAGGAGCUGUUGCAGUUGUCCGUUAAAGGGUUGGACAUUGAUGGCCAUGUGCUGGCCUAUCUGGAGAUGGCUCAGUUCCACAAUUCCAAACAGCUCUCUGCCUGGUGUCUGCAUCACAUCUGCACCAACUACAAUAGCGUUUGUCGAAAAUUCCCUAAAGAUAUGAAGACUAUGUCUCCUGAAAACCAGAAACACUUUGAGAAGCAUCGCUGGCCCCCUGUCUGGUUCCUGAAGGAGGAAGACCGCUACCUCCGUUCUCAAAAAGAGCGAGAGCGCGAGGAGGAGAUCUUACGCAAGCAGCACACUAAACGGGGCUGGUGCUUCUGGAGACAUCCAUCCUCCUCAGCACCCCACAUUUCCUGAGGGUCUGCCUCCAUCCAUCCAUUCAAACCCCCUGUACCCCUCUCCCUCAUCUCAGUCCAGAGGCAUGUAGCCAAGCCUGGGGAUCCCUGUUCCUGUGCAUCCAUCCCGACUGCUGGAAGCGAGUCCGGGUUUUCUUUGCCUCUGAGCUUUAACCUUCCCUCCCCGCCUCGGGCUUUAGCGGGCUGCCCGCCAUGAGAGCUCAAAGCGUAUGUGUCAUUAAAUGGGAGACAGCCCAGAGGAAGUCUCAAAUCUUUCUCACUCUCGAUGUUACAUGUUCUACUGUGCGAAUGCGACAGGUCUCGCCGCAACAUCACAUAGGGAAUGCCAUCAUUGCAGUGACCUGCUUUCGCCUCUUAAGACUGUUAUUAUUAUACAAGACCACACACACACUCACACCAGCACCCUGUCUGAGCGCUGGCGCCCAGGCACACGGAUGCUGCAUGGUGCUGCUGUGUUGAGCUUUUCUCUGUGAGACCUAUUUCUGGGAAAACCGUCAUGUUCAAUGCCUACAAGCUGAAACAUAGCUUAGCUUUGAAUACAACUAGCAACUAAAAUGGCGGCAGGGAUAUGGAUAUAUAUAUAUAUAUAUAUAUAUAUAUAUAUAUAUAUAUAUUUAAAGAGAAAUUUUUAAAUAAAGGGGUUAUUGCCCUUGCCUACAUUCUCACUAAAAACAAUUCUCCAUUUUGGAUCUUCCAUUGCCCCAUAUUGGCUCUGAAUACCAAUUGUGUUGCCUACUGAAGAACUGUUUUUCAGAUUGCUUGUCCUGUUACUAAAUUUUGCUCAUGUGGUAGAACAGAAGGGGUGUGUAGUUCAGGUCUGUCACUCACUAAAAAAACUCCAGGCCAGCACCAAAGACAGACAUACACACGGACAACUCAUUCAAACACAAACGCCUUACCAAAAUCUGCAGAAACAAAAACUUGACAGCAAGUAAACUACAAAAUUAGGGCUAUUUUUACCACUGCCAGGAGAGUAUUAACAGUCACAGCUGUUAUAUGACGUUCUGUAGAUUGAGCUUUGUGAUAUGACCACUAGCAAGCUCCUCGACUUGCUUGCCUUUCACCUCCACCACUGGGGGGGCGCCCAUGCCUUCUGAGUUUACCCUGCUUUCGAAAGUAUUAGCUACUCAUUUGUUUGUCAAUCCUGUUUCGCAUCUACACUCGUUUUUGUAGCACUACUUCAAUCUUAGCUAUUGGCGAACCAAAACGUAGGUUGCAAUGUUUCGUAUUCCUUCGCCGCUCCCCUCUGUUACUCUGCUCCUCUACCUCUGCAGUUAGCCAAACUGAGGGAGAAACUAUCGAUCCACUUCCUGUAGUGUUUGAUACGUUGCAAUGUGACGCUUCACUUUGCACUUUACAUACGCAGAUAAAAUCGGUGCUCAGGAUUAACCUGCUAAAUGUCACAGCGUUCAACCAUUCACCCAUUAUAUCUUUAAGGGGCGGUUACACUAGACUUUGAGCAACAGUCGUGAUGUGAUGUCACGCUAUGUGGUGUCUUUUUAAAAAAUCAUUUCUGCAGUGCUGCGAAAUUGCAAAUGUAAAGUUCGUGUUUGUUUAAUUCCACUAAGCUGUCAAGCCAUGACGUAAUAGUCUUCUAUUGGUCACACAUCUAAACAUGAUACAAAUUUGCAGGUCAAAGACCCGGAACAUUGUGAUUCUGGUAUCCAGCAUUUGCAUGAGUAUGAAUGGAAGGAAAAGUGUAGUGUGACUGCCCCUUUACACAAGUUUUGACAAUCUUAAUAACAGAAUAUCCCAACAUAAGCUGCAAAUCAAAAGUCUAUCCUUCUUUUUUGAUUGAAAAGCUUUCGAUUUCGAGUUUUGUGGUUAAACUGACAGUGGUAUGCUAACAGCUGCUCUCGGUUUGGUUCCUCUUUCAGACGUGCAUGCGCUGUGAAGAGUCUGUUUCGACUGCCUUCCAUCUGAAAACAUGAGUGCCUAUGACCAUUGUUACACUUUCCCUUCUACAUUCAAGUAUUUCUCGGUGAAGCAUGUUUGUUUUGCCUGUUUCGUGCCUUUUAACAAAAGUGUUUUUAAUAACUACUUUCGGUGGGAGGUGAGUGAGAAAUGAGAGACAUUUUAAGUUUUCCAUGCCACCCUUUUUCUAUUUCUGGCUUUCUGAUUUCGCUUCCUCAAGGCUGCACCCUGCUUUUCGCACCAGACGAGACGAAAUCAUCAACAGCUACAAAAAUAGACACACAGAGCCCAUGUGCUCAGACAGGCCGAUCUGCACACGAAAAAUAAUAAAUAAAUCACAAAAAAAGAGGGAACAGGAGAGCAGAUGCUGUAUGGCUGUAUGCUACCAUCUUCACCCAUAGGGGCACUUUUGUAGGUUCAUCCCAUUAAGAUGCUUUAUUUAUAGGGGCAGAAAAGUAAAUGAAUGUUUAUAGAUGCCACACUAUGCCUAAAGGCUUAAUAAUUAGUAAAGUAACGAAUGUAAGACCUUACUGUGUAUUUGCAGACUGGCUCUGCGAUCAAUUAUGUACUUAAUCGCAGCUCUCCUGUCUGCCCCUUAGAGUUAAAGAAUAACAAUUCGAGAACACUUCAAACAUCAGCAUGCUUGUUGGGAUGGAAAGCGUUGUUGGGCUUCUUAGCACUUUUUGUUCUUUGACUGUUUGCUUUUGCACUUUUAUUUUAGAGUUGGUCUGCCUUUGAUGUGCAUGGCAUUGACUGUUUCUAAACAUUUUGUAGCAUGGAAUGGUUUCUUCCAUUAAAACGGUGCUCAUUAUGGCCCUACGUAUUUUGUGCUUACGUAAAAAAAAAACAAAAAAAAAAUCCCUCAUACUUACUGUAUGACUUUUAUGUCGGUUGCUCAAAGUCUUUGUACCUUGUGCUUUAAUCGAAUAUGCCUUCAUUAACUUCAAGGACAUGUGAUUUGUUUUUUCUGUUGAAAUUAGGUGGUUUAGUAGAUUUCAUAUAAACAGUAUUAGAAAGGUCUAUUAGCCCUUAAAAGGAUUGUUCACCCCAAAUGCAAAUUCUGUCAUUUGCUCACCCUCAUGUUCUUUCAACAUGUUUUAUAUGAAUUUAUUUCUUCUGAAGAACACAAAAGAAGUGUGUGGCAUCCAUGAAGUCAAUGGCAUCCAACUCAACUUUAUUGUAUGGACAAAAACAUUCUUCAAAUCAUUUUUAUGUUCCACAGAAAAAAAGGUCAUGCGUGAGGGUGAGUAAACGACGACAGAAUGUUCAUAUUUGGGUGAACAAUCACUUUAAAUUGAGAGAUUGAUUCAGACAGUGACUAAAAACAGGAAAGACAGUAUAACUGCUUGCUAAAUAUGCACUUUAGCUUCAAAUUUGAUACAAAUGAUAUUCUUUGUGGAUUUUCUUUCAAUUUAACAAACUGUAAAGUAUUUAUCGGUGCACGUUUACAGGUAAGAUGUGCAUGGGAAUGGUCUAAGCGCUAACGUGUAUGUAAUUAUGAUUAACAGUAGCUUUCAUUACUAAGGAAUUAUCAUGCACUUUCAUCAUGUUAUUGAAAAAAAUAAAUAAUAAAAAAAUCAGAGCACCUCAUUACAACUUUAAAAAAGUCCAUCCAAAACCCUUACAGAUACUUAAUGUUAUACUAAAUGUUUAUCAUGUUCAUUAUUAAUGACACAUUGUGGUUGUAGUUCUAUUUAUUUAAUAACAGUACAUUAGAAGUCCACUAGUUUAAGAAACGUGAGAGCACUUGAGAAUUGUGGUCUAUUGUUGUGUUACCGUGCCUUUAAUUGAAAAAAAAAAAAAAAAUCUUUCUGAAGAGAGUUCACUGCCUUUAGUUUUUAUCAAGGUAAUUGUAGUGCACUAACACAAACACACACACACACACACACACACACACACACACGACACCACAAACUUUAGCUGACAGCUAUCAGACCACUGUAUUGCUCCUUCUGCAUGCCUGUGGCCAGCAUGUAGCAAUACCUUCAGUUCUUUGAGUGAUGUGAAAUAUUUUCUGCUUCCCCCCCCCCCAACAUUUGAGAUGUUUUCAUCCCCAUUUUGUUAGUGCUGAGCUGAGUGGAAACCUGUGCUUGUUGUGAACGGUGAUUAUAAGCGUUUGGAUGAGAGUGAAUGUAAACACAUGCACAUUAACAGAGUCAGAGGCACACUUGCACCCUCUACAGUCAACUGAAGGUCAGGGGUUUUUUUUGUGUGUUUUUUUUUUUUCUUCUUUUUUUUUUACAUUUAACAAGGCUAAGGAUGAUAUAAAUUGGUGUAGGACAGGGGAGAUAUGUUACACAACAUUCUUUCUGGAAUAUGACUUUGAUUUAGGUGUUUUUUUUUUUUUUUUUUUUUUUGUAAAAUACUAAUUCCAGAAAGCUGUUAUUGUGGUGAUUUUUUAUUUUAUUUUUAUGAAAACACUCAACAUUUGUAAUAAACUGGAAAGGUUAACCACAUUUUACUGCUUUUAACAAUCUUAAAAUUAACAAUCUGACCUCAGGUCAUAGGCAGAGACCACUUCAAGCCCUUGUUAGUUUCUGUGUUUCAACAGAGGGGCUCUCCAACCAACUUCCUUUCUUUGCUUUGAAAUCCACCUUCAUCUUCAUGAAAGAAAAGGGCCGUAUUACAGAACAACAUCUGUCAAUUAUAGUGGAGCACUUGUAUGCCCUUUGGCAGACGCUGCCCCUCUUUCCACUUGUGGUGAGGUGUCCUUGCCAUUUUUUUGUCUUCUUGAGGUGAGGUAGGUGUCACUGACUGUUGACCCUACCCUUGACCUCUCUUCCUCUUUCAAAUCUGUGACUAUUUAAAGCUGUUUUGCACUUUGUGGUUUUCUUUUUAACUUAGUUUGAUUAUUGUUUCUGAUACCUGUUCUGUAAUUAUUGUUCUUGUUCUGAAUCAGAAAAAGCACACACACACCAUACACACUACUAAGGGCUUUUAAAAUACAAAAUCAGAAUGUUUUGCUGCUGUUGCAAAAAAAAAAAAAAAAAAAUUGAAUUAUUGAAUCGUUUGUAAUAUUUUUGAACAACUGUGAUUUGUACAAAAUGGAGCAAAAAAGGGGGUUGGAAAAAGGUUAUCUGUUUCAGUAUUUUAAUGUUUGCUUGGCUUUUAAUAAAACUUAACUGAACUCUUUGAACUCA
This is a messenger RNA of Onychostoma macrolepis, 7638 nucleotides long. It is a transcript of the gene rhobtb4, whose product is annotated as Rho related BTB domain containing 4. The record is from RefSeq and is a predicted model, not a curated record. The transcript has 11 exons. Gene Ontology annotation, molecular function: protein binding; GTPase activity; GTP binding. NCBI's taxonomy places the organism in Eukaryota, Metazoa, Chordata, Actinopteri, Cypriniformes, Cyprinidae. Gene Ontology annotation, biological process: small GTPase-mediated signal transduction. Bases 396 to 2585 code for a protein of 729 amino acids.